Mucor mucedo is the source of this 865-nucleotide messenger RNA. RefSeq names its product ras-like GTP-binding protein RYL2. The coding region runs from base 118 to 744 and encodes 208 amino acids. Gene Ontology annotation, molecular function: GTP binding; GTPase activity. The transcript is spliced from 6 exons. The record is from RefSeq and is a predicted model, not a curated record. NCBI's taxonomy places the organism in Eukaryota, Fungi, Mucoromycota, Mucoromycetes, Mucorales, Mucoraceae.
CUUUCUUCUUUUAAAAAACUUUUUUGUUUCUCUUUUCUCUCUCUCUCUCUCUCUCUCUCUUUUUCACGCACUUUUUACAUAUAUAAUAAAUUUACCCCAACUUAAUAAACAAAUUCAAUGUAUGGUACUUCGGCAUCUACAUUAGAGGCAAAAGUAGUCAUCUUGGGUAGUCAAGGUGUUGGCAAAACCUCAAUUGUUGUACGCUACAUUAACAAGACCUUUUCACCUAAUUCAACCUCAACUAUUGGAGCUUCAUUCAUGACCAAAAAACUAACAGUUGAUGAUUGUAAAGUCAGGCUGCAAAUUUGGGAUACAGCAGGACAAGAAAGAUUUCGGGCAAUGGCUCCAAUGUAUUAUAGAGGCGCCCAUGCAGCUCUCUUGGUAUAUGACAUUACAUCGCAAGAGAGUUUUGAAGAACUGACAUCAUGGAUUGAAGAGCUUAAAAGAAACAUGACCGAAGAUUUAGUUAUUGUCGUUGUUGCGAAUAAAUUGGAUCUGGCGCAGGUUAGAAGAGAGGUGCCAUAUGACGAUGCCCAACAAUUCAUCACGCGCGCAUUAGGUCCAGAAACACUAUUAUAUGAAGUUUCCGCAAAAGAAGAUAAUGGUACAAUCGAAGAGAUUUUCGUACAUAUUGGCCGGAUUUUGGUUGACCGUAAACAAUACAUUCCCGUAAGAAAACCAAUCACCUAUUUACCAUUGGAUGAAGAACCUCAAACUCCGAAAUCAUCAUGUUGUGGUUUUUAAACCUUUUUUUUUUAUAUUAUUCCCCCCACUCACCCUCCCAAUUACCGUUUCCAACUAACUAUUAUUUUUACACACCCUGAUUACUGUAUAAAAUAAAAUCAUAUAUUCUGUAAGACACUGA